AUGAAUUUGAAAUAUACAAUUCCUAUCUUUCAUAAUCACUUAUCUUAUUUAUUAAUUCAUUUUUUACAUCAGAUCUCACCCUUGAAAGUUUGGAUUUAUAGAAGCGGAUUUGCAAGGUUUUCCAAUACACGUUAUUCAUUAGAUGCAAUUAGUGACAGCUAUAUCCAUCUAACAAAUGUGGCUAUUCAGAAAACAGCUCCAGAUUAUGAUCCAGAAAAAGGCUGCAAAUGGUCUAUCCAACAGCUGAGACAAUAUCUUAAUGCUAAGCAUGGAUUAAAAGUUGUAUCAGACAUAUUCUGCCAAAUUGACUGUACCAUUAUAAAAAGCCUUCAAAGUGUACAAAAGAUCAUUAUUAAUGAUAAACACUGUUUUGAAACAUUUGGCUAUGACAUUCUGUUGGAUGAUCAGUUAAAAGUGUGGCUUAUUGAAAUUAAUGCCUGUCCAUCACUUACAGCCAGUGGAAAAGAGGAUUAUGAUCUUAAAUUUGGUAUGUUGACUGAUGUUCUGAAUGUUCUGGACUUGGAAAACAGAUUGACUGGUAAAGAAAAGAGGGUUGGUGGCUUUGAUCUAUUAUGGGAUGAUGGUCCAGUAUUUGCCGAUGAAGGAAACAUGCUAAUCAAUGGAAAUUCCCCUACCAUCAUGAAUUCAUUUUUAGGUUGUAAAAAUGGUCGGAAAAUACAUUUAAGACAAAUGUAUCAAUCACUUGCUGCUUCUCAAAAGAAAGAAAGUUAA
Acanthosepion pharaonis is the source of this 732-nucleotide messenger RNA. Lineage: Eukaryota; Metazoa; Mollusca; Cephalopoda; Sepiida; Sepiidae. The record is from the annotation of a GenBank genome assembly.